Phlebotomus argentipes is the source of this 1840-nucleotide messenger RNA. RefSeq lists its product as uncharacterized. The transcript has 2 exons. The record is from RefSeq and is a predicted model, not a curated record. The coding region runs from base 607 to 1584 and encodes 325 amino acids. NCBI's taxonomy places the organism in Eukaryota, Metazoa, Arthropoda, Insecta, Diptera, Psychodidae.
GUCAGUCUUGUGUGGCUUUCCAACCGAGUCAGUGCUUGGCGAUCACUCGAGUGAGGCACUUUAUGAUUUCUCUGCACCUGUUCCCAUCCAGAUCACCCACAGAGUGUUGCUAUCCUCCGUGCGAUGAUUCAGCGCGGAGACUCGCGAAGGAAUCCUGGUAGUGAAAUUUCCUUGUGGCCAGGAAUGUGACGGUGGAUGUCCUAAAGAAUUUAUGUGUGCGUAGAUCGUGAAUUUAGACAAAAGAUAGAGAGAAUAGUGCAGUUGGAUUUAUUUUCGGAGAUAGGAGGAGUGAGAAAUAUUUAUGGCAAAUUUGUGCCCAUUUUUGGUGAAUUCAUCGUGCCACUUUCAAGUCUCUCUUCUACUUUACCUUUCGGCUGUGUUAAUUGAUAUUGAAAAUUAAUACCGCGAAAGAAAGAGUGAGAGACAAUAAAUUUUCAAGUUGCUCCGCCGAGACUUUCUGCACUUUUUUCCACACCUCUCAGCCCCACUCGUUUGCGGGGACUUUCAUUGGCGCGGCGGCAGAGAAAAAGACAGAGAUCCAUCGAGGGAAAACCACGAGUGGCCACUCUUGCAAAUUGAUUUUGAUGGAUACUGCGUGAGGCCAGUAUGGACACAAAGCUGGACAUUCGCUCAAAGCCCAUACUCAGUCCCACACGGUCACUGGACGAAGGAUUCGAGAGUGACCCUGAUCGCAUUUCCACAGACUCAGAGCUGCAGGCAUCUACACCGGCUUUUGAUAUCUUGCAACGAACCGACCGUGAUGGAGUAACUCACACGCAAAUAGCGCGCCGCAAUAUCGAUUACAGCCAGCCGGCGAGUAUCAUCUGUCUCCAGGGUGAUCUGGAGACUGAGCUGAGGUCCAGCUCCAAUUCGUCAGCUCCGGCUUCCGGUGCCUCGACGCCAUCCAACACCGCUUCGAGCGGCGACAGUGUGGCCAUCCCGCGAGCUGGUCCACCGCAGAAAGUGGAACGCUUCCGGCGUGCCAAAACGCGUGCACCCCUGCCUCCGGGCACCAUCAAUCCGCGCUCCCACUCCGUGGACGCAGUGAGAACGCCCCGGGAGCUCGUGCCAGUGAACAUGGACAUGGCCUUGACAGAACGAAAUGUGGGAGAUGUUCUGGCGGGUAAAUUUGUGCGGGUUCAGGUGGACCCAAACCGCAACUAUCAGCAGCAGAGGCCUUUGAAACCUGCCAGCAGCAUGUUUUCGCUCUUCCCACCCGGAAUCACGAGCGCCAAUUCCUUGAGAGAGCUUCAGCUCUGGCAGCCCAGCCAUCGCCAGCAAUUCACCACAAUGAAACCAAAUACCAAGGCGCAUCCAGUUCCAGUCUGCUGGACACAGUCAAUUCCCAGGCAAACCAGACGGUACAUAACGCCAUCAUCAUUGCCACAAGUAACGCAUUCAACAAAUAAAUCUUCGGGAUUGUCGCAAAAAUUGCGUGAGUUCGCAGCGUCGGCAGGAUUGAUGUCAUCGAAGCCACGAGCUCCGUUGAAGCCUGUGAUCAAAACGAGGGGAAACUCAUCUGCGGGUCCUGAAUUCCCCAAGAAAGUCACCUUUAGUGCAUUUGCCACUGUUCAAGUCGUGUAAGAUUUCUGUUUAAGUGAGUUGCUAGUGUAGAUUUCCUUUGGAAAUUGGGAACAGUCUCUAUACAAAUUGCAAUUUCAGCAUACAUAUUAAUAAUUUUAAUUGUACGCUAAUUAACGUCAACGAAGAUGGUUUGAAGAAGCAAAAAUGGACUGGUAUAUACUGAACUUAUAAAAUAGCGUAGAAAAGAAUGAGGAGAACUAUGUAAAUGUAUUAUAUAAAUAUGAGGAUUGUAUAUUACAAAUAUAGUGAUGAAAGA